AUCUCACUGAUAAGAGAAGUUUCUAUUUUACGAAAAAACUUUUUUUUUUUAAAAAGGAUAUUGCUCUUGAAACUAACGGCGUGUAAUUGUCUUACAAGAUCAAAGGCGAAAGGAUCGUGUCUACUGAGUUGACCAAUAUGUUCUCUGCGGUUCUUGCGAUUCUUGUCUCAUUUGUUUCUAUGGAAAAUACACGUGGUCAGGUAGCAACUCCUUGUGACGUAGAUUACUACAAACUGGGAUGUUACAUAGACCAGUACUACUCACGUGGUCUACCUCAGUUGCUCUUCACAGACAGAGACAGAUCUUCGCCAUACUUUCAACAGUAUAUUAACUGGAAAAACUGGGACCAGUAUUUGCAUAGCCUUGCCUGUCGUUGUGCCAGUGAAGCUCGCAACCGCAACUUCAGCAUGUUUGGCCUUCAGUACUACGGUGAAUGCUGGGCUGGGGCAGGAGCAUGYGAUACAUACGGACAACUGGGUUACUCUCAACACUGUGUCAGCAGGAAUUACACCCGAUGUGAUAACGAUGAUGAAAAUGAGUGUGUUGGGGGAGCAAACGCUAACUAUGUCUACCUCCUGACUGAAUAACAGAUGGCACAUCAAUGGAAAGAGUGAAUUAUCGGCAGUAAUGAUGAUGGUAUAUCGAUAUUUAUUUAUUAGCUUUGUUUGUGGAUGAGUAUCGUUAUUAAAGAUGGAUAGGCAUAGAUA
Actinia tenebrosa (Australian red waratah sea anemone) is the source of this 707-nucleotide messenger RNA. RefSeq lists its product as uncharacterized. The record is from RefSeq and is a predicted model, not a curated record. Lineage: Eukaryota; Metazoa; Cnidaria; Anthozoa; Actiniaria; Actiniidae.